GUAAAUGUUUCCUCUUCCCCGCCAGCCUUUUGUAGAGUGUCUACAGGAAUUGGAGUUUAGCGGGUGCUGAGAUUUUAAAGAGAACCCUCGGCACCACCACCCCACGCACGUAUUACAGUUCUUAUUUUCUAUCAGAACUCCGCGUGCUUGCUUAUGACCACGUUUAACCGUUGUUAGACAUUUAGAUUCUGAAUCAUGUCCAUUUAAAGAUCGCAAUACUUAAUCUGUUAAUACUUGUGAGGGAGGGCCCGUCAGUUAUCCAGCCCCGUCCUUCGCAGGGUGGCAGGGGGAGACAGACAUACUUUUCUGGGUGAAUUUGGGCAAACCCCUCCUCCUCUCACCGUGUCACUUUCCCAGGACUUGGUGUUGAACUUUUAAAAUGGAACCUUAAAAACAGGAGGAAUGCCCCUGUGGAACCACUUUGCAGAGUAGAUUUUGGCGUUUGACAGACCCUGGGCAAUCUCUCUUGGCCUGGCCACCGGCCCCCAGGUCUUCGUGUUGUGGAGACAAGAUGGACAGAUUCCUGGUGAAGGGGGCUGUCCGGGGCCUUAAGAGAAGGAUGGAACAAGAGCAGACUGGAGGAGGUCCAGCAGGGUUGGCAGAAGAGGAAGGAAACAGUAAGGAAAAGCACAGGAGAGCAGCCCCGGGGAAUGGAGUUGACUUGGCAGGCCUCAGCUGGCGGCACAUUCGAGCUGAGGGCCUGGACUGCGAUUACACAGUCCUGUUUGGCAAAGCCGAAGCAGACCAGAUUUUCCAAGAGUUGGAGAAAGAAGUGGAAUAUUUUACAGGUGCGCUGGCCAGGGUCCAGGUGUUUGGGAAGUGGCACAGUGUCCCAAGGAAGCAAGCAACGUACGGCGACACUGGGCUGACCUACACCUUUUCAGGCCUCACUCUGUCUCCGAAGCCCUGGAUCCCCAUUCUAGAGCGUGUCCGGGAUCGUGUUUCUCUGGUGACUGGACAGACCUUCAACUUUGUGCUCGUCAACAGGUACAAAGACGGCCAGGACCACAUUGGUGAGCACAGGGAUGACGAGAGAGAACUGGCUCCCGGGAGCCCCAUCGCCUCUGUCUCCUUUGGGGCCUGCAGAGACUUCUUCUUCCGGCAUAAGGAUUCCCGGGGGAAGCACCCGUCCCGGAGGCUGGCAGUGGUCAGCCUCCAGCUGGCCCACGGCAGCCUACUCAUGAUGAACCACCCAACUAACACUCACUGGUACCACAGUCUCCCGGUCCGAAAGAAGGUUCUGGCUCCCCGGGUCAAUCUGACAUUUCGGAAAAUCCUGCCUACUACGAAGUGAAUAACGUUGUUAAUAGUGAGUGCUUCUGUCGGCUCCUUCGCUCUCCACUCCUAGAGGGAGCUGCUUUUUCUUUUACCAACAGGGAACAUAGAACGGGUUUCACCCAAGCGCAGAGCUUCUUACGGGUACAAUGCAGAACUCAGAGAAAAAGGACGUUUGUAUCAGACUGGUGAAUUAUGAAAGAAUACCAGCUGAUGUUUUUUUCCUAACAAAAUGAUUCCUUUAUUGCUAUAAUACAGCAGAUACAAAAGGUACCUCUAGCAAGUACAUAAAUCAGCAGUUUUUAUGGCAUAAACUAUGAGUUUGACUCGGGUCUCUGCAAAAAAAGAAGUGACUGUAAAUAACUGAAUGCUAGAAAUAAGAUUAUUUGGCCACUAAUGCCUAAUAAUUUACAGUUUGACGAAGCCGCCCUUAAGUCAGGGGUAGAGAAUAUGCCUGGAAAUCAUUCACAUUUAUAGCCGUAGCCAUGGCUCAGUCCCUGGCCUCUGACCAAAGGUCUACUUAAAGACAAAUGUUCAAAGGAGGCACUGUUCACACCCGGCACCUCUCUUUGAUGGCAGAUUUCAGAGUAUGUGGCGGCAGAAGGGCAGGUGCACAAAGCUACAGCUUGGGCAGGCAGGUGAAGGCCACACGACCUGGGCACAUGUUGCCCCAGACUCGGGUAUCACGGGGACGCUCCUUUCACCAUCAGAGCCGGGUCUGCGACGAAGUUGGGAAGGGACAUCUGCCGGGAGCAGAGCAGAAGCUUCACGCUGUUCCUUUCUCCCUGAUGCUCGCGGUCUGGAGCAACUUCACAGUCUGCUUCUGUCUGUAGCAAGACUUCCCAGUCCUCGGGACGCGCACACACCUGGCCCGGGGACCGUCCGGGCCUCCGAUAGGUUCACCUGACGGCAAGGUCUUGUCUGGGAGUGUCGCCAGCCCGCCCACCUGGGGAAACACGGUCCUCAGCCUGACCUCAGGUGACCUGGAUGCACCUGAUUCCAAAUCUUAACUCUGAGGAGUCAGUCUGGAUUUGGUAUCCUUUCUUUUUUAAAUAAAAAAAUUUAGCUAAAACAUAGA
Messenger RNA from Cervus elaphus (red deer), 2353 nucleotides. RefSeq names its product alkB homolog 2, alpha-ketoglutarate dependent dioxygenase (gene ALKBH2). The transcript is spliced from 4 exons. The record is from RefSeq and is a predicted model, not a curated record. Gene Ontology annotation, biological process: DNA repair. The coding region runs from base 512 to 1294 and encodes 260 amino acids. Lineage: Eukaryota; Metazoa; Chordata; Mammalia; Artiodactyla; Cervidae.